Lolium rigidum is the source of this 1021-nucleotide messenger RNA. RefSeq names its product protein IN2-1 homolog A-like. Bases 5 to 811 code for a protein of 268 amino acids. NCBI's taxonomy places the organism in Eukaryota, Viridiplantae, Streptophyta, Magnoliopsida, Poales, Poaceae. Gene Ontology annotation, molecular function: glutathione transferase activity. The transcript has 9 exons. The record is from RefSeq and is a predicted model, not a curated record.
UCAGAUGUUCAGAUCACUCAGAGUUAUAACCAGCGCCUCUUGUCACAUCCCUGUCCUAGCUAAUUACGCCGGAAUGGCCGCAGCUGCAGCACCAUCCAGGAGCUUCACUAAAGAAGUGCUCCCGCCUGCACUGGGCGCCGUCUCCGAGCUCCCUCCCCUCUUCGAUGGCACCACCAGGCUCUAUAUUUGUUACAUCUGCCCAUUUGCUCAGCGCGCUUGGGUUACUCGGAACUGCAAGGGUUUGCAGGACGAGAUCAAGCUAGUCGCCAUUAAUCUGGAGGACAAACCUGCCUGGUACAAGGACAAGGUCUACCAUCCACAGGGCACGGUCCCUUCCCUGGAGCACAAUGGCAAAGUCACGGGAGAAAGCUUAGAUUUGAUCAGGUACAUCGACAGCAAUUUCCAGGGCCCGGCACUGCUUCCUCAAGACCCUGCUAAAAGGGAGUUUGCUGAUGAGCUGAUUGCGUAUGCUGACGCGUUUACCAAAGCACUCUACGCGCCCUUGAUCUCCAGAGUAGACAUGUCAGAUGAGGCCGUUGCUGCUCUUGACAAGAUUGAAGCUGCCCUGUCCAAGUUCAGUGACGGCCCGUUCUUCCUUGGCCAACUUAGCUUGGCGGAUAUUGCGUACGUGACGGUUUUGGAGAGGCUUCAGAUAUACUAUUCUCACGUCAGGAACUACGAGAUCACCAAAGGCAGGCCCAACCUUGACAAAUUCAUCGAGGAGAUGAACAAGAUUGAAGCAUAUAAGCAGACCAAAAACCAACCGCUAAUAUUGCUUGAUUGUGCGAAGAGGCAUCUCAAGAUUGCUUAAGAAUUGGAGAUGUUGCCAUCUGCCAAGAAUAACGGGAGUCGAUGCCAGGGAAUGAUGGCUUCUGAAUAGACGAAGGCUCAAGUCUCAUCAUGAGUUGGCUUGAUUGUCAUAGCAAAGAGUUGUAGUAUAUGUUUCCUUCCUAAUGAACGACGCCAUGUUGUAGCCUGCAUAUCAUACGAUAAUAAUUUACUAUCUUAUUCCAUUCCAAAA